Molecule: messenger RNA, 908 nt
Organism: Tilletiaria anomala UBC 951
Lineage: Eukaryota; Fungi; Basidiomycota; Exobasidiomycetes; Georgefischeriales; Tilletiariaceae
Exons: 1
Coding region: 255-728 (157 amino acids)
Source: RefSeq, a predicted model, not a curated record
GUUUGUGACGUCAGUAACGUCAUAUGGCACAUGCCCGCGGACCGCCAACUCCCACAUGCAGUCCACUCGUAGACCUACUAUCUUUUAAUGGAUUAUGAGCUCAACUAGCUUUCAUCCGAAUGCAGUCAUCAAGCUGGCGGGUCAAAAGUUUGCCGUUGGUUACAAAAGUGGCUCGCAGACGAGCUUCAGGAAGGUCACCAACGUUCUCGGGCGUUUACCCGUAUCCAUAACAGCAGUGGGAAAGGGGCGAGGGGAUGUUCGGCUCCAAGAACAAACCCCCUCCGCUAUCGUCCCUUUUGAGUAUGCUCAGGACCCCGACGCGGCAGCUUAGUCCGUCGACCCCCACAACAUACUCAUCGAGACCCUUAGUCACGAGUUCUGUACAUUCUUCGGCAGCGGACAAUACCGUCACAACCAGCUUCUCGGUAGCAUCAUUUGAGAGCGUGGGCGUAUCGACAUGCAAUAUGAAUCGUUCGAUCCUGGCCGCAUCCUCGACGAAGGGUUCGAGCACCCCAACCACCGCACUCCCGAGCACUUGGACGCCGAGGACAAAGGACGGUUCCGUCUCCGUCUACCGCUCAAGGACAUCUCUGUCGCAGCUCGUCCAAUACGACAUGCAUCAGAGCUCUGCCGUCGGUAACGUGAAUCAGCAACAGGCGCAGCCCUACGCCAACGCUGGUUGGCCCGAGCAUCAACAGGACAAAGUCGGAACUCGGCCGCCUAACUAACACUCUUAAGGGUCAUUGAGCAACGGAUGACAACCUUGACCCGAGAACAGGUCGCUCACGUAAUGGAAAUGCUGCCUUAACAUCACCGCCAUGCCCAUUGUGCGGGCGAUGGCAGUUCUCGAAGUCACCCAAGCCAUCAAUGAGCUUGCCAACAGGCUCAUACGCACCGUUGUCUACUAG